Ahaetulla prasina is the source of this 4483-nucleotide messenger RNA. RefSeq names its product UBX domain protein 6 (gene UBXN6). Lineage: Eukaryota; Metazoa; Chordata; Lepidosauria; Squamata; Colubridae. Bases 137 to 1459 code for a protein of 440 amino acids. The transcript has 11 exons. Gene Ontology annotation, molecular function: protein binding. Gene Ontology annotation, cellular component: cytoplasm. The record is from RefSeq and is a predicted model, not a curated record.
AAGCUAGCCUAGAUUUAGCUUCCGUUUCCUGUUUUGGCUGCUGCGGCUUCUUUAUUUAGCCGCCCCCGUUUCACCGUUUCGAGGCCGUUCGCGCUUGUUUCGGGCGGGCUUCGGAGGUCGCGGGCGGGAGGCGGCCAUGAAGAAGUUCUUCCAAGAAAUCAAAGCGGAUUUGAAGUUCAAGACGGCCGGCCCGGGACAGAAACUCAGCGAGUCGCCUAGGGAAAAAUCCACCAAAGAGAAACCCAAACCGGACGCUGCCAAAUGUCGCCAGGGGCCCACCAACGAAGCUCAGAUGGCUGCAGCCGCCGCCUUGGCCCGGCUGGAACAGAAGCCCAAACCUCGCCCUCUCUCAUCCCAAGACGCCAUCCGGAAUCAGGUGAAAAAGGAGCUUAUGGCCGAAGCGGCUGCGAGCGAUAAGGGGCUACCUGUGGAUCAGAAGAAUUCUUUGCCUGAUGUCGAAGAAGACCCUUCCUCCCUGUCCGUCUCGGGCGUCUACUUCAUUUGCCCGCUGACCGGCAUCACCGUCCGAAAAGACAAAAGGGAGGCGCAGAUAAAAAACGCCAUCCUUGAGCACGCUGCCAGAGAUCCCGUGGCCGCCUCCAUCAUGCAGAUCCACACGUUCAACAGGGACCGGGAGAAGGUCAAACUCGGCGUGGAGACCAUCGCAAAGUACCUUGAUAAUAUCCAUCUCCAUCCGGAAGAGGAGAAAUAUCGGAAAAUUAAGAUGCAGAACAAAAUUUUCCAGGAAAGGAUCCACUGCCUGGAAGGAGCAGACCAGUUUUUCCAGGCGGUCGGUUUCGAAAAGGUUGCUCUGGAUGUCGCCGGACAAGAAGAAGCCACGGAGGACUUCUACCUGUUGAAGGACGAAGCCUUGGAAAAGCUGGAGGACCUGAAGGAGCACAAGGAGAAGCUGCUGAACGGGGAGCCGGUGAGGGCCAAGCUGGAUCGACAGCUCCAGAUCUUCAAGCCUUCCCCACAAGCGUCUCACUUCGAGCUGCCGAGCGACUUCUUCAACCUCACCGCGGAGGAGCUGAGACGGGAGCAGAGGAUACGGACAGACGCGGUUGAGAAGGCCUCUAUGCUGAGGACGAAAGCCAUGCGGGAGAAGGAGGAACAGCGAGAGCUGAGGCGAUACAACUACACCCUCUUACGCAUUCGCUUCCCUGACGGGUACAUCCUGCAAGGGACUUUCUACGCCCGGGAGCCCGUGUCAGCCCUCUUCCAAUUUGUGCGGGAGACUUUGCAGAACGACUGGCUGCCGUUUGAGCUGCUGGCCCCCGGGGGCCACAAACUGACCGACGAGAACUUGGCGCUCAACGAGAGCGGGCUGGUGCCCUCAGCGCUUCUGACCUUCAUCUGGGACGCCGAGGUCAUGGAGGAUAUCAAAGCCUCCAGGGGCGAGCACAUGGGAAGCGUGCUGAAACCCGACCUCCUGCUCACGGUGCAGAUGCUCUCCUGAAAAUAAAGGCGCGAUGGGGUUGGAUCCGGUUCCGUCCUGUGUGGUCCCCGACUCUUCUGAAGCCGGCCUCCGACUUUCCCUGCUUCCUGUCCGCUAGAGGCACAGACGUGACUUUUCCGGCUGGCAUUAGCCGGCUGGCGAGAGAACAGCUGAUUCGGCUCCCCCCCCAGCGUCACUUCUUCUCUCUGUUUUUCUGGUCUGAAGUUUCAUCGAUCCCCGUUUUUUUUACUGAUCUUUUUCGCGCUUCGAAGCACCUUUGGGGUGGAAAAAGAUCAACGCAGCCGAGCAAACGGGAGAAUGUCUGCCCAAAAGGUUUCCCCGGUUACUCUGUCGAUGCCGCUGGCAUUUCUGGUUGCUUCACUGGUUUGCACUUUGUACACGGGGAGGUAGAAGGCCCGCAGGAGCUCCCGAAUCACGUCAAAUUUAUUAUUAUUAUUAUUAUUUUUAGGUCGUAGAUAAGCUGUUAGCUUCAUGAGGAGGAGGAAUGUACGUACACUACUCUAGCCAACGAGCGAGUUGUUGCCGCUGCUAAGCUGUAGGUUGUGGGGAAGAGUUCUAAAGAAUCCGAUCCCAUAGUUUAUUUUUUUUUGCUUCAGUAUUUUUAACGGAGGCCGUUUUGAGGAAGGAAUUAUUGCAGGAAAUGCACCUUUAUAAAAAUGUCUUGUGCAACCUUCCCACGGGGGUGUGUGUGUGUCCCUCCGAUGUGGGAGAUGAUCCCUCGGCGCAGUACAGCUGUCUUGAGUCUCUCUGCCCUGUUUUUGUGGACUUUGCUGCUUCCUCUGUUCGUUCUUCGGGAGGAAUAAGGAACUUGCUGCUUUAGAUUUUUGUAUUGUUGUUGCUGGGGAGGACAGGGCAAGUAGAUAAAAACGUGGAGCCACACAGCACCACCACGACCACCUCACCCCACUUUAGCAGUCUGGGGUUAACAAUUUUUGGUUUUGUCGGUGGCUCCAAAUCAAGCCUUCUUUCGGAGUUCAACGGAGGCGACAGCGGGGAAUUAAAAUGCCCCUGUUAUUAUGUACAAAGAUACACGUCAAAAAGGGGGGUUGUUAUUAUUUUUUAACCUCUUAUCUUACGGUCUUUGGAGUCUCUUUAAAUUGGAAGCAGAACUCUUUAAUACCCACUGAAAUGCAGCCCUUGGAAGUCACUUGCAAAACAAUUUCAUUUUCUUCUCCUCCUCCCCCCCCCCCACUCCUUCCAGAAAGGCUCUGGAUUUAAGUGAUGUAUCUUUCCCCCCCCCCCCCAAGCAGAUUCAUAACCAAAGUGUGAGGUAUAAAAACUGUACCCACUAAUCCUGUUUUGAUGAUGUUUAAAAGCAAGGCAGCUGUUUAAAACGUUUGCUUGGCUCUGUGUUUUGGGGAGGGGUGAUUAAUUAUCUAAUGGCCAUACGGACGUGGAUCAGAUACUGGGCGGGCAACAAAAGAGUUGCAGAAACACACACAUAGACACACAUGUUCCUGAAAUAGAGACUCGGCUUUUUAGAAUAAUAUAAGGCUGAUGCAUCUGGUGUGCCGGAAGUCUUAUUUCUAGCAGCAUUUUUACAAGGUGGUUCUUGAUCUGAAUUCUUGCAGCAGCCUAAAUUACGAGCUAGAUCGGCAGGGCUGGCCAGGGAAUUCUGGGAAUUGAAGUCCACAAAGUUGCCAAGAUGGGAAAACAUUGGCUAAAAUUCUCAAAAUCUCAAUGUAGUAUAUAGCUGGGUGGGGAAUUCUGGGAUCUGAAGUCCACAAUUCUUCCCCAAAGCAGCGGGUUAGAUGAAUUAACGCUGUGAAACAUGUAGAGCAGGGGGUGUCAAACACAACGCCUCUGGGCCUUAUCCAAACCGUGGUCGGAACCGGCCUGCGAAGCCGUCCUGGAAAAUGUAAGGGGCCGCCCUGUGUUGCUUCGGCCCCGUCUACCCGGUGCGAAGAGGAAACAUGCCAGCCAUUUGGGGAGUGGUGUCAAGGUGGCCACGCCCACCCAGGUCAACCACAGCCCUCAAUGAAAUUGAGUUUGACACCCCUGAGUAGAUCUUCCUAAACAGAGCUUAAGGAAAUCAUGUCGUCAGUGAAUAUGUGCCAGUUCACUCAUUCUCUUCUUUUCCUGCUUAAUGGGAGGGAGGGAUUUGUUGGAAGGCACUUGUUGAAAGCCCAGAAGGAAGGGGCAGGGGUCUCCAACAAAGCUGGCAAAGCUGGCUGAGGAACUCUGGGAGUUGAAGUCCACAAGUCUUAAAAUCGCCAAGGUUGGAGACCCCUGUUUUAGAGGAGGACAAGAGCACAGGGGGCACAGUGAGACGUUUGCAGAAUGCACACCUCUGCUUGCGGCAGCCGUGAAGGAGAGGGGGAAAAAAAACCCCACAAGGUUCACUUGGAGAGGCGAGUUAGAACUAAGUGAGAUGCAGAGACCUCUGUCAAUAGAAGGGAAUAUUUGUAGCUCGGAUUUGAACUGUGAGGUCUUCUUGGUGCUCUCCUGCCGACAUUUCAUGACCCAAUUGGGUAAUACCAUCAGUGCUAGGAGUGUGGAGGUUAUGGGGAGGAGGAAAAGGAUUGGGUCCUUGGUGCUGGCUGAGCUUGGUUGUUUUCUUGCAGGCAUUUCAUGACCCCACUGGGUGACACCAUCAGUGCUAGAAAGGUUUGCUCUGUUUAUAUACAGUGGCUUGCAUGACUAACAAACUUGUUCCGACCUAGGCUCCCUUAAAAAGCAGGAAGCAGGAAUUGGUCCUGGCAAAACCUCUUUUAUUUACACGACUGUGAAUUCCUUUCAUUCACAGUCAGCAAGGCCUGUCCAAACAAGUUUUUCAAAGGAAUAUUUAUCAACACAGCCCUUAUCUCGCUUGGAAAGCUGCCAGGUAACUAGUUUCCAAACACAGAGUAAGGCAAAACUUGGCACAGAGUCUCUUAGAGUCACAAACAGAACUUCCCAUUCUUGAAACGACCGAAUGAAAGAAUUCUUUCUUGCAAAAGCCCCCUCCCCUUUCGCUCCUCUUUUGUUUCCUAUGGGAGGGGCCAAUCAUCUCCCAGGUGUGGCGUUACUCCCCUGUUUUCUGAG